Messenger RNA from Fibroporia radiculosa, 1308 nucleotides. RefSeq lists its product as uncharacterized. Lineage: Eukaryota; Fungi; Basidiomycota; Agaricomycetes; Polyporales; Fibroporiaceae. The record is from RefSeq and is a predicted model, not a curated record. The coding region runs from base 1 to 1308 and encodes 435 amino acids. The transcript has 2 exons.
AUGAAGCUUGAGGCCGAGGCAGAAGAGAUGUGUGGUGGAAACGGAGACAGUGAGUGCGUGCGCCAACUACAAUAUGCAUCAUCGUUGGACUUUGCAGGAGCAGACGACAAAGCUGAAUCCUCUGGGUCUAUCGCAAAGAUGACUCCAUCGGAAGCUAGCAUGACUCUUGAGCAUUCUAUCCAGCUGCCAAUUGAACUGUGGGAGAAAGUGAUUGACCACUUGGUGGACGACGACAUACACGACAGAGCCCCCCGAAAACGAGAGCUGGAGAGGGUGUGUCGUGGGUGGCAUGCCCGAUGCCGCUUUCGUGAUCGCGAGUUGCUGUAUGUUUGGGACAUGGACAAACACCAGAUGUAUCGUUUGAUCAACAUACUACGCGAAAGCCCCGAGCGAUGCCGCGCCAUCAAGAGGGUCUCAUUCAGGCUGGGUUACGGGUCGGCCUGCAACGUUGGGUUGUUUGCUGUGUGCAUGGCACAGAAACUGCCCCGAGCCGAGUCGCUCAGGCUCGUCGGUAUCAAUUGGAAACCCGAGCAGCUGCACCCGCAGGUGUUUGUCCAUGUGACUCUCGCAUUCGAGUCGGUUACAAUGCUCGAGCUCUCCAGUACGAUGUUUCCUUCUGCGCUGGUUUUUGGGCGGCUUGUGCGAGCGCUCCCCCGCCUCUCUGUCCUCGACUGCUAUGAUGUUAACUUUGAGAAGCACUGUGAUGUUGCGAGCCGAAUCUGGGAGCGGCAUCCCCUCUGGCUCGACACCGCCAACCUCCAAGUCAGCGAUGACGUCGUCGGCUUUCUGGUGACGAUCGGCGUACGUGUCCGCCAGCUCUCCUGCUAUGUGAUUGAUCUGGAAAGGUUGUCGGAGCUGGUCACGGUCUCUGCCGAGUCGCUCUCGUCCCUAGAGGUCACGUUUACUCAAUAUGUUCCUCCAGAUCCUCUAGUGGAUCUCACGCUAGCUGCCAACUUACACGUCCUGUCCUUUGAUUUCUUUGACAUUGUACGCCUGGGCCAGGCAGCAAGCAUCUUGUCUUGCGCGUCUCUUCCCAAGCUCAAAGGACUCAGAUUUAAUUCAAGCUCAAUGUUCGAUAGUACCGCAUCCUUUGUCCAGGACAAACUUGAUCAAGUCGGCCAGGACUCGUAUGCGCGGAUCGACCAGACACUCUCCGGUCGUCAAUAUCCCGCCCUGCAAAAGGUCACCUUCCAGAUCCAGUGUAGGGCUCCGCGCAGCAGAGUGUUGGAUGUGAUAUCCGAGGUCUCCUUGGCCCGUCUACUCUCGUCGAGGUUUCCCGCCCUGCAUGCCAGCGGACGACUCGUGUGA